AUGGACGAGUCUUUAUGACUUCAGUUAGAAACUCGUGUCCGGAAACUUGUUAGAGACUUAAUUGAGCCUACAAUUCAGCGAGGAGAAAAACAAAAGCGGCUUCAAAAAGCAAUCGAAAAAACAAGUGAUGAAUUAAAAAAUCGCUUGGAUUUAUAUGAAGUCCAAGUAGCCAAACUUCUUACAAAAACAGAUAUGAUUGAUGGAUAUAGUAGGACUUUGAUGGAAUUUGAGGCUGGCUUAAGACUUGUGGAGUCUCGAUAUCAAUUUGAUAUAGAGUUCACACGAUUAGAGCUAGAAGGAUUUUCGAAAAAAAUCGCAAGUGCUUUAGAAACUGUGGCUGUUUUAGAUAUAUAUAAUUUGGCUAAUUUUAAUGAUAACCUUCCAUAUAUUUCUUAUAAAAUCAUGAUAGAAAUUUAUUAGUAUAAAAUUUGUUUUAAUAUCGAUUUCAAUAGAGGACAGCAUAAUCAAAGAAUUUCUAUGGAAAAAGACAUAGAAAGGCUCUAUAGCACUAUUAAUACAAAUAAGCACGAUCUAAAUGAAAAAAUCAGCAGAGUCGAUGAUAUAUUGAAAAAUCACAUAUCAGACUCAGAAAGUCUGAAUAAAGAAAUCCACAUAAAAGUCAAACAAUUAAACGAAAAUUUGAUGGACUUUAGCAAUGAUUUAGGAGAAACAAGCACAGUAGCAAAAAAGGUAGACAAAAUGUAUGAAGAUUUGAAGUUUCAAUUCAAGCAUUUCAAUAGAGUUUUGAAAACGUCCACAACUGAGUCGAAAGAUCAUAUAGAAAAAGUCCGACAAAUGGCCUCACAGUUUUCAGCUAAAGCCCAUGAUGAUAUAGCCCUGAGCUGCUUUUAGCUAUUAGAUAAUUUUAACUUUUGGAGCAGGAUGGAAAAAAAGGUUGUCAAGCUACUCUAAGAGCGGCUAAGGAGAGCUAAAAGUGGCCCUGGGCUAUAAUAAGUCAUUGAAAGAAUAUAUUGAAAAAGAAUACCAAAUGAAUAAUUUUUUACUUACUUACUUACUUAAUUAUCUGGUGUUUAAGGUGUCUAGUGCCGCAGCCCAAAAGGGCCUAUGGCAAAACUGAUGACGUAGGCGAGCCAUCUUGGCACGGGUCAGCCCCGUCCAAGCCUUCUAUCAACUCCUGCUUCACCGGCCUUGCUGCACGUCUCACCCGGCGCGUUGCCGUCACCCUUGUCGCUCGACUCAGCUCCUGCGCGUGUUCCGCCUAAGGGUCAUCCUCCCGUGGGGAUGUGCUGAGAGGUAAAAGCCCGAAAUCUUGAGUGGACUGAGGAGUGGUUCCUCUGGUUAUCCCCAGAGUUAAACCGCUAUUGCUGUCCAGAAGUUCUCGAGUGAAAACCUAACCCUAUAAAUAAAAUUCCAUGAGGGAGAGAAAAUUAGCAAAGCUAAUUUCUCUCGAACCGAAUGCCAUUUUAUUUAUAUGAAUAAUUUUUUACAAAUUUCUGAUAUUUUGCAUCAGUCUUUUACGGAUUUAAAAAACAAACAUAGUUUCGCAGAAUAUGAAACAGCAAAAUAUUUAGAAUGGGAAGAGCUUGGGGUUCCUAAACAUUUACAGAUUAGGGUAGGGAAAAAUAAAAGGAGAGCUAAAGAGGUGCUGGAUACUCCAAUCCCACCACCGCCACCACCUGAGCCUAGAAACAGACGAGAAACCCCUAAGUCUAACUUAUCAUCAAGCUAUUCAUCUAGAAGACCAGUCCAUAGUCGAUUCAGCUCAAAAAGACAGGAUGGAGAAAUUGGUGACCCAAAAGACAGCAGCGUAGAAAAGGACCAUACCAAAGCUUUAAACACACAAGAAAGCGUUCAAGGAGAAUCUCAAACUAAAGUAGCCCACGAACAAAUUUCAAGAGAUUCCCAUUUUUCUAGAGGCUCCAUAAACAAAUCUAUAACAGGAGCAAUCCAAGAAAUCGCAAAAGACUCUCAAAAAGACGUUUCUGAUAUUAAUAACGAAGAAAUUAGCCAGGACGUCCAGUCUUCAAAAUUCCUCACACAAGUUGAUAUACAGCAAGAAGCCGAUUCCCGACCUCAAGAAAUUUUUAUAGAUUCCCCUUGUUCUAGAGAUUCCUAUGAUAUAGCGCAAGGGUCAAGAAUGUAUGGAAUGGAUACUAUGGAAGAUGAAGAAGACAGACGAGAAUUUUAUAACGAUUCUGCAUUGAAUUCUCUUAUAUCACUAUGCAAUGAUUUAAAGUUCCAAUUUGAAGAUUUCCAAGGGCAGUUAGGAAAUUUGCAAGACCAAGUUAACAAUGUUAGGGAAGAUCUGCAGAGUAAUUUGGAGGAAUUUCAGAAUAUUCGACAAGAAAUCCAAAAACAAAAAGACGAAAACCAGACAAGCACAAAUGAAUUUAAUGGGAAAAUAGAAGAAAUUUUAGGAGUCCAUAGAGAUAUAGAAGUUUCCUAUGUUUGGCGCUGUAAGGCCGAUAAAUUCUGAUCGGAAUUUAUCGGUAGGUUGCACCAAAUCAAUGCCUUGGUCGGACCAAAAAGCGAUUUGGUCCGACGAACUUGGAAAGCUCCUGGGAAAAUGUCUGCGCUUUUAGCGCUAUAUAGAGGAAACCUCUAUAUAUACGAACAGCUUGAAAACUUGCAGCAAGCUGAAGAUGAGCUGUCAAAUAAACAGUCGCAAGCAUAUCUUGCACAAAUGCAGCUUAAAUCUACAUGUGAAGAGCUAAAAACCAGCAUAGAAAGCAUAUCAAAAAAUGAGAACCAUGAGCGAGAAAAAUUCAUGAAAAUCGUAGACCAGCAUAUUGAAGAUAUCAAUGAUAAUACUAACGACAUACAAAAAACUCAAGAAAAAUACAUAGAAGAAUCCACUAAAAAAUGAAACACUUUAGAAUUACUUAUAGAGCAAGCUGUAAAUGAAUGCAAUUCUGCAGUUGCCCAGCGUAAAAGAGACCAUUCUGACAAUGCUUCUGAGUUUAAAAAAGUUUUCCAGAAGGCUGAAGCUUUAACGAAAAAAAAUGAAAUAAUAAAUCAGUCAAUAGAAAAUUUAAGAAAAGUUAUUGAUUUAUUGGUGGAAUUUGCAAAAAUAAAUAUUGCGCUGGUGGGGCAGGAUGAAAUUGAUAAAGAAUCUAUGAGCCUUAUGGGGAUAAGAGACUCCCCAGUAAAAACCAGCCAUAGAAGCAGCUCAGUUACAAAAAGAAUGCCAGUUGAGCUAGACAAAGUAUGCCUUUCUUGCUCUGGGCAUGCAAAUUUGAUAGCAAAUGCUUUUAAAAUGGCUUGUAUAUCGUAUUCCCCAUCACUUGUCCCUUUCAGAGGCUGCCAAUAUGAUAGAAAUGAACUUGUAGAUCUUCAAAGAAAAAUUUUAGAUGGCGUCUGGGAUCAAAUUAACACUGAUUCUGGGAUUUUUGAAAUAAAUUUAUUGUCGCCCAAGCCAACUGAUUGGAAAUCAGCAGGGCCAUCACCUAUGCUGACUCAAACUUCUCGGUUUACCCCAAUGUCUGAAACUCUGCCUCCACUUUCUUUAUCAAGAAGGACGAAUAAUUAA
Molecule: messenger RNA, 3490 nt
Organism: Blepharisma stoltei
Lineage: Eukaryota; Ciliophora; Heterotrichea; Heterotrichida; Blepharismidae
Source: the annotation of a GenBank genome assembly